CAUAAAUCAUUGAGAUUCUGACGGCUAAACUCAAAAUUUAAAAACGAUAAUACAAAUAUAGCAAAAAUGAUGGGUUUAAACGUCACAGAUUCUGCAAUUCACCUCUCCACCGGUGGAUUCGCGGUGAAAUCCGGCUUCAAUGGCGACAAGAUGCCGCCUUUACCGCAGAAGCCCCGAAACAGAGUUGAUUUCAGCGGCAUCCGAAGCUCGCGCGACGCGAUCCGCUCGCUGCGGGAGCUCGCCGCGAUAUCUCCGGAGCCCUCCAUCCGCGUAUACAACAAUCUGCUGAGCGACAUCGCCAAGAAGGAGCUUUACUCGGUUGCACUCCACGUGUUCGACGAAAUGCGCCAGUUGGGCGUCGCGGCGGAUUGGUACACGAUGAACAUCGUUGUCAACUGCUGCUGCCUCCUGAAGCGAGUGGACGUCGGAUUCUCCGUUCUCAGCGUCUUCAUCAAGAACGGAUACGUCCCCAAUGGAACGACGUUCAACACUCUGCUUAAAGGGUUGUUCCUCGCCGGCGAGAUUGGCGAGGCGGAGCUUCUCUUCAAGAAGAUUCUGAGCUUCAAGCUAUGUGAGAUCAACGAUGUCAUGAUUUUGACCGUUGUGAACGGGCUGUCGAAGGCCGGGAAGCCGCUCACUGCGCGUGAUCUGCUUCUGGCGUUGGACGAAGCUGGGUACGAGCCUAAUGUUCGAGCUUACAACACUGUGAUUGAUGGCUUGUCGAAGCGUGGGAUGGUUGAUGACUCUCUGCUUCUGCUGUCGCAUAUGGUGGAGAAGGGCGUCUCCCCUAGCGUGGUUACUUGUAAUGCGUUGAUAGAUGGAUAUUGCUCGCGGGGGGAGAUGGCUAGAGCCACAGAGCUCUUCGAUACAAUGGCGAAGACGGGGAUCAAGCACGAUAUAUUCACGUAUAGUAGUUUGAUUAAGGGAUACUGCAAGAAGGGGAGCCUUGAUGAAGCGUGGCGUUUCUUUGAUGAGAUCCCGCGCGUUGGCCUCAAGCACUCGACUGUUUCGUACUCCACCAUGAUGCAGGGGCUGAUACGCGAGGGUAGGUUUGAAGACGGAUGGAAGCUUUACAAAGAUAUGGAAGCUCAGAAGCUACAUCCAAAUCUCCACACCUACAACAUCUUGUUGGAUGGCAUGUGCAGGAGUGAUCGGAUUGAUGAGGCGCUCGAGUUUCUGAGGGUGGUGGAGGAGGAGAAAGGUGCCACUCCUAAUGUAGUAACGUAUGGUGUUCUGAUCAACGGCCUGUGCAAGUGCGGGAGACUGGAUGAAGCUAGGAGACUCUUCGACCAGCUCCCCUCCAAGGGGUUGCGUCCAAACACGGCUAUCUACAACAUGAUGCUCGACUCCCUCUACCAGCAAGGCCGGAGAGGGGAGGCGAGGAGGUUGAUGGAGGAGAUGGAGAGGAGCGGCUGCCGGCCUGAUGGCGUGACAUACAACAUGGCAGUGUGGAAUCUGAUGAAGAGGAAUGAGGUACGAGAGGCGAUUCCAUUCUUGGAGGAGAUGUGUAGGAGAGGAUUCGAGGCUCAUCCAGCUAACAUGUCUGUUUUGCUUCAUGAAUUAAGAGGAGAAGAAGUUAAAGAUGAGAAAUUGCAAGACAUUAUUAAGAAAGUUUGUGCUAAGAUUGACAAGUAAAUGUUCUAUUUUAUGGGGUUUGAAUACUUUAGUGAAAUUACAUUUGAUUCUUUAUAA
Molecule: messenger RNA, 1692 nt
Organism: Salvia splendens (bonfire salvia)
Lineage: Eukaryota; Viridiplantae; Streptophyta; Magnoliopsida; Lamiales; Lamiaceae
Product: putative pentatricopeptide repeat-containing protein At1g12700, mitochondrial
Exons: 1
Coding region: 67-1635 (522 amino acids)
Molecular function (GO): protein binding
Source: RefSeq, a predicted model, not a curated record